Messenger RNA from Haliaeetus leucocephalus (bald eagle), 852 nucleotides. It is a transcript of the gene F3, whose product is annotated as coagulation factor III (thromboplastin, tissue factor). Gene Ontology annotation, molecular function: protein binding. Lineage: Eukaryota; Metazoa; Chordata; Aves; Accipitriformes; Accipitridae. The record is from RefSeq and is a predicted model, not a curated record. The transcript is spliced from 6 exons. Gene Ontology annotation, biological process: blood coagulation. Gene Ontology annotation, cellular component: membrane. Bases 1 to 852 code for a protein of 283 amino acids.
AUGCUGCGCGCCGUCGCCGCAGGACGGGCUUUGGUGCUGAGCGCCCUGCUGUGGCGCCUGGCCGCCGCCGGCAAUCCAGAACUACCAACAGCAGUCAAUAUAACUUGGUCUUCUAUCAAUUUUAAAACUAUACUACAGUGGCAACCAAAACCAUCAGGUUACUUCUAUACAGUAGAAAUACAUGGGCAGACAUCUGACACCAAAAAAAAAUGUAUUUUGACAACAGAAACAGAGUGUGAUGUUACUGAUGUGCUCAGGAAUGUAAAAGAGACCUACACAGCACACAUACUGUCUGUAACAUCCUUGGGGAUGGAUAACUUUGAAGAACCACCUUUUGCAGUCUCUGAAAAAUUUACACCUUAUAGUCAGACUGUUCUCGGAAAACCGGAGAUACAGAAUCACACGCAGAAAGGUUCCAAACUGAAUGUUGUGUUCCAGGAUCCACUUACACCAUAUACAUUUCCUAAUGGAAGCUUUCAAAGUAUUCGAGAUAUUUUCCAACAUGACCUGGAAUACAAACUCUAUUACUGGAAAGAUCAAAGUUCUGGAAAGAAAGAUGCAACAACAGAAAGCCAUAAAUUUGAAAUAAGCAUUGACAGCACAAAGAACUAUUGCUUCUACAUACAGGGAGUCAUUCCCUCCCGCAGAGAAAACCGUAAUGGUCAAGAAAGCACGGUGCUUUGUACCAGCAUAGGAAGAAAUAUCUUAGAUGAAUACGGAGCAGAAGUCUUUAUCAUCAUAGCAGUGAUAGUGAUUGCAGUCAUCACUCUUGCUGUUGUCCUAUCAGUGAUCCUGUGUAAACACAAGAAAACAAAAGCUGCAAGAGAAAAGGAACCACUUAACAGCAUCUAA